AUGAGCGUCCAACUUCCCCCGCCCACGCAUCGCAAGCGCACCCUCCCUCAAGGCGAGCUCGAAGCCGCGUCCACGCUCAAGCUGGGUGCUGACCAGCACACGCACACAUUGUCACUGUCUGAAGCCCGACUCGUCAUUCACAAGGUGCUGGAGAACAAGCGACGCGGGGGCAACAAGUACGAGGAGCCGGAGAACUUGACCAAGACACUAGACUACCUGGACGUGUUUGCGCGGUUUAAAGACGAGGAGAAUAUCAAGGCGGUGGAGCGUCUACUUAACUCGCAUACGGAGCUCGAGAUGUUUGAGCGAUCACAGCUCGGCAGUCUGUGCUGCGACAAUGCGGAAGAGGCGAAGUCGCUGAUCCCCAGUCUUCAAAACAAGAUCACGGACGCCGAUCUCCAAGAGCUACUGGAUGAGCUGACCAAGCUGCGGAACUUUACAGAGUAG
Penicillium atrosanguineum is the source of this 447-nucleotide messenger RNA. Its product is annotated as DNA-directed RNA polymerase II subunit RPB4. Gene Ontology annotation, molecular function: nucleotide binding; translation initiation factor binding. The transcript is spliced from 3 exons. Lineage: Eukaryota; Fungi; Ascomycota; Eurotiomycetes; Eurotiales; Aspergillaceae. Gene Ontology annotation, biological process: mRNA export from nucleus in response to heat stress; nuclear-transcribed mRNA catabolic process, deadenylation-dependent decay; positive regulation of translational initiation. Bases 1 to 447 code for a protein of 148 amino acids. Gene Ontology annotation, cellular component: P-body; RNA polymerase II, core complex. The record is from RefSeq and is a predicted model, not a curated record.